AUGGCAAUGUGGUUAGACCUCAACGCUCGCGGAGGCUACGCGCUGGACCACGGCUCUCAUCGCUUGGAUUGUCUGCUUCCUUCUCCGCCCAAGGCUAACUUGAUCCGUGCGCUUAGGGCGCACACUAGCAGAACGGCGCGGGGAAAUCUGGGGAUGUUUGCGGUGGUGAAAUGUGGUCCGGCGCCGGCAAUGCGCAAUCCCAAAUCCGAGACAAUGGAGAUAGUAAAAAAUGCUCUGUUUCUAGUCAGUGCCGGGACUAAUGACUUUGUCGUAAAUUAUUUUACCGUGCCUAUUAGGCGUAACAAUUACACAAUCUCGGAAUACACGAGUUUCAUUCUACAAGAAGCUCGGCAAGGAUUAGUGGACCAAGGUGCCACGCGAAUAGGAGUAGUAGGCCUGCCUCCAAUGGGCUGCUUGCCGAUUGAGCUUCAACCUUCCGGCUCUCGGAUUGCUUACGUGGACAUAUUUGGACCGUUAGAGGAAAUGACCUUAGGCAACACAUAUGAUUUUGAGGAGGUUAGUAAGGGAUGUUGCGGGACAGGGAUGCUUGAAGCUUCGUAUAUGUGCAAUUCAAAGAGUGUCGUGUGUGAAGAUGUGAACGAGUACGUGUUUUGGGAUGCGAUUCACCCAACUGAAAAAACAUAUUUUCUGCUUUUUCAAGAGGUUAGGCCUUUAAUCGACAGCCUAGUUAAGGAAUAA
This is a messenger RNA of Striga asiatica, 699 nucleotides long. Lineage: Eukaryota; Viridiplantae; Streptophyta; Magnoliopsida; Lamiales; Orobanchaceae. The record is from the annotation of a GenBank genome assembly.